AGGGAGGGAGCCAUGGUUCAGCUGCUGCGCUGGGGCGCGCUGCUAAGAAGAAACUUCCCAAUUUGCCUGUCUUCCUGGAAAAAUCCUCCUCAUGUCCUAAAAUCUUCCCAGUCAGAAGCUGGACUCAAAACAACAAAUGCCCCUCUGCAAACAUUUACAGAUGAGGAGAUGAUGAUAAAGAGCACAGUUAAAAAAUUUGCCCAGGAACAAAUUGCUCCUUUGGUUUCAAAAAUGGAUGAAAAUUCAAAAAUGGAAAAAUCAGUAAUACGAGGAUUAUUUCAACAAGGGUUGAUGGGUAUUGAAAUUGACACAAAAUAUGGAGGAACAGGAGCUUCAUUUUUUCCCUCUGUCCUAGUGAUAGAGGAAUUAGCCAAAGUUGAUGCAUCUGUGGCUCUGGUGUGUGACAUCCAGAACACAGUAAUUAACAGGCUAAUUGGAAAAUACGGAACAGAAGAACAGAAGGCUAUCUAUUUGCCCAAGCUAGCUACGGAACAAAUGGGAAGUUUCUGCCUUUCAGAGGCUGGAGCAGGUAGCGAUUCAUUUGCUUUGAAGACCAAAGCUGAUAAAAAGGGAAAUUAUUAUGUCAUCAACGGGUCAAAGAUGUGGAUUAGCAACGCCAAGGAUGCCGGGCUCUUCAUGGUGAUGGCAAAAGUAGACCUUACUCUUGGGUAUAAAGGAAUUACCUGCUUCUUGGUAGAUCGUGAUACUGAGGGCCUUCAUAUAGGGAAACCAGAGAACAAAAUGGGAAUCAGAGCUUCUUCUACCUGCCCAUUAACAUUUGAAAAUGUCAAGGUUCCAGAAGCCAAUAUCCUGGGACAAAUUGGACAUGGCCAUAAGUACGCCAUAGGGGGUCUUAAUGAAAGUAGAAUAGGAAUUGCUGCACAGAUGCUGGGACUGGCUCAAGGAUGUUUUGACUACACUAUUCCAUAUAUUAAAGAAAGGGAACAAUGUGGCAAAACAAUAUUUGAUUUUCAAGGGCUCCAACACCAAGUGGCUCACAUGGCCACCCAGCUAGAAGCUGCAAGAUUACUCACAUACAACGCUGCAAGGCUUUUAGAAGCUGGAAGGCCAUUCAUUAAAGAAUCAUCUAUGGCCAAGUACUAUGCAUCAGAGAUUGCGGGCCUAAUAACUGGCAAAUGUAUCGAGUGGAUGGGAGGAGUAGGCUACACCAAAAAUUACCCUGUGGAAAAAUACUUCCGAGAUGCGAAGAUUGGUACAAUAUAUGAAGGAACUUCAAAUAUCCAGUUGAACACCAUUGCAAAGCGCAUAGAUUCAGAAUACUGACAGC
Messenger RNA from Balaenoptera ricei (Rice's whale), 1288 nucleotides. Its product is annotated as short/branched chain specific acyl-CoA dehydrogenase, mitochondrial-like. Gene Ontology annotation, molecular function: acyl-CoA dehydrogenase activity; flavin adenine dinucleotide binding. The record is from RefSeq and is a predicted model, not a curated record. NCBI's taxonomy places the organism in Eukaryota, Metazoa, Chordata, Mammalia, Artiodactyla, Balaenopteridae. Gene Ontology annotation, cellular component: mitochondrion.